This is a messenger RNA of Synchytrium microbalum, 1770 nucleotides long. RefSeq lists its product as uncharacterized. The transcript is spliced from 3 exons. Gene Ontology annotation, molecular function: translation initiation factor activity; guanyl-nucleotide exchange factor activity; translation initiation factor binding. The record is from RefSeq and is a predicted model, not a curated record. The coding region runs from base 1 to 1770 and encodes 589 amino acids. Gene Ontology annotation, cellular component: eukaryotic translation initiation factor 2B complex. NCBI's taxonomy places the organism in Eukaryota, Fungi, Chytridiomycota, Chytridiomycetes, Synchytriales, Synchytriaceae.
AUGACCAAAUCACCAGAAAUCCCUAUUCUUGUCCCCAUCUGCUGUAUGAUUCUAACUAUAACGCCGACAAUCAUAAUGACUACGGCCGUAUAUACAGAUUCGAUUACAGCGGGACCAUCGCCUGCAUCAUGGACUGCCCAAACAUCAUCACCAAACAACAUUUCCAUGGCAUUCACGCCUUCUCGACAAACGAUUACAAUCCCAAUUGAAGAGUCAUUCUUCCUACUACUGUCUAUUACUGCUACAGCCGCUAUACUGGGAGCAUCGCUAGUUACCCCGAUCUCACAUAAUCUAAACUCUUGUCACCAUCGUCACCAUAAUCAACCACAUAAUAGUAAUAUCAAUAAUACCAGACCAACGUCACCGUCAUCAGGCCCUGAAAUGAAACGUCUUCAAUCCUCCGUAAACCACCUCUCAAAACGCCGAGACGUGCUUCUCCAAGAAAUCACAUCACUCCGUAAAGAUGUCGUGUAUGAACGUGAAUCGCGCUCUGUAAUCGAACGAGCCUUCCAGGAACGUGUCAAGAGAGUCGAACUAGAUCUAGAGUUUAAGGAUACUGAGGUGCUGCAGUUGCGUGAUCGGGUCCAGGAUUUGGAGGAUCAGAUUGAAGACAUGUCGUAUUCUAAUGGUAGUGCUACAGCAGCUGUCGCGGUACCUAUAGCAGCACAACGACCAACGGUGAUAACUAAACGGAGUACCGACGAUGCAGAUGAUGAUGACGAUGACGGAGAAGACGUGAACGAAGAAUCGGGGUCAGGAUCAGAUCAGGACUCGGCAUCAUCUGUAGACUCGACACAAAUGUUUUUCAUUCCAUCUCAUUUAUUGCCGUUAACGUCACCGUAUUGUGUCAACAUGUCUGCUCAAGUCGAUACGUUUAGAAAGACGGCCACGGAAAAGAUUUUCCAGUCGUUGGUUUGUAAUGUUGCGCCUGUUAGUAUCGUUACGGAUUUGGAAGAGCUGGCUAAUCGGGCGCUGCCGUAUACCCAUGUGAAUAAUAAUACCAAUAGUAGUAAUAUUAGUAGUAGUGGUCAUCCUAGUAGUAGUAAUUCAACCACUCAACAGCAUCUGGAUCAACAAUGUCUAAACCCAAAGGAAAUGAAUGCCGAGGAACGGAUGAGAGAGUGUCUGGGUGUUGCUGGUAGAGGCAUGGUUGUUUUUCUUGAAAAGAAGACGUUUGAUGAAGAUGUGAUGCAUCAGACUCUGGCUCGAUAUACUCCAUUAUUUAACGCAUUUACUGAAUCUGACGCAGACCAAGUAUACCUCUUACAAACAUUGGAAACAUUUGGUGAUCCAUCACCUGCCACCCGAAACUCGCAUUUUGCUAAACUGCUGAUGGGAAUGUAUCGUGCAGAGAUUGUUGAACCUAAUGCUGUUGUGGAAUGGUUUCAGCUUGCUGGUGGUGCCAGUGUAGAUAAUGUGAGAGCCAAGUGCAAAAAGUUUGUGGAUUGGCUCAAAUCAUCCAUGGAGGAGGACUCUGAUUCUGACGAUGAUGAUGAAGAAGAGGACAAUGCUGAUGACGAAGAUGGUGAUGCCGACGAUAAAAAGCAAGAUACCGCUCAGAAUAUCGAACUUCCGCCGAUAGCUAGCCGUCGUCCAACACCACCACCUAGUGUCAGUGAGCCAGAAGCAGAGGCAGAAAAGGAACUCAGAGCAAAGAAUCGACCUGUGUCGUUAAUUGGAAUUGCCAUGUCUCGUGCUAGUAGUCGGUCGAGUGAUGGUAGUAGCAGUGAUUAUGCAAAGAAGCAAGUCACGUUUUGUGAACAAAAAUAA